Solea senegalensis (Senegalese sole) is the source of this 3153-nucleotide messenger RNA. RefSeq names its product chondroitin polymerizing factor a (gene chpfa). Lineage: Eukaryota; Metazoa; Chordata; Actinopteri; Pleuronectiformes; Soleidae. Gene Ontology annotation, molecular function: glucuronosyl-N-acetylgalactosaminyl-proteoglycan 4-beta-N-acetylgalactosaminyltransferase activity. The transcript is spliced from 4 exons. The record is from RefSeq and is a predicted model, not a curated record. Bases 342 to 2639 code for a protein of 765 amino acids. Gene Ontology annotation, cellular component: Golgi cisterna membrane.
UUCGGCGUUUCCUCGAACUAAGAUGUGAACUGAAUGUGAAUAUCUCUCCGCUCGUGAACAGACUGUAUUCAUCCACUCAGCCUGGAAGUAAGUAGACCCUUUACGUAGAGCCUGACGCUCACGUCUUGCCGGGGGGCGGAGCCAGGUAUCCGCUAUAAUGACACGUAAGACUCCUGCGUAAUUUUUAAGGAAGACGCCUCACAUUUCCCGUAAUUGGAUGGUGGAUACGACUGCUUCUCCUCUGAGUUGAUGAGUAAUUGAGCUGUCUGGGACCAGUGGCUUCUUCUUCUGGAUCCGCAAAAGAGACGCACGCUUCUCGGGGAGAGCAGCCGACGCACAAGAUGAGGUUUUCGGCGCUCUUGUCUGUGCUGCGGUCGGUCGGCCCGGUGAUAAUCGGCAUUUCUUUGGGCUUCACGCUGAGUUUGUUAAGUGUAAACUGGACAGACGAAGCGUGUUAUGUGGACGUCAAGGAGGGCGAGGACACGAGUUUGGCUCAGGACGGACUGCUCAAAGGAGCCCGAAAGCCCAACUCCAUUUCCAGCCUCAACGAUGUGGAGUCAGAGGAGGAUUUUGAACCAAGGAUAGUUCCAUAUAAACAGGUCCAGAGUGCAGCGAAGAAAGUUUUCAGGGCUAGAUACAUAAGCACCGAGUUGGGGAUGCGAGAGCGUUUGUUUGUCGGGGUCCUGACAUCCAAAAACAGCAUAAACACAAUGGGUGUCGCCGUCAAUCGCACCAUUAGCCAUCACCUGGACUCCGUGAUCUUCUUCACCGGCACGCACAACCGCAAAGUCCCUCAUGGCAUGUUCACGGUUUCCCAUGGAGACGAGAGGCUGAUAUGGAACAUGUUUCAGACCGUCAAAUACAUCUUUGACCAUUACAUCAAUGAAUACGACUGGUUUUACUUUGUCCAAGACGACACCUACACCGAGGCGGACAGGAUCAAAACCCUGGUGGAUCACCUGAGUAUGGACCGAGAGCUUUACAUGGGCAGUCCCGAGGAGUUCAUCGGUGGGGAGAUGGAAGGGAAGUAUUGCUAUGGAGGCUUUGGAUACCUCCUGUCACGUACCUUGCUCCUGCGACUCCAGCCCUUCUUGGAAAACUGCAGGAACGAUAUCCUGAGCGCCAGGCCCGACGAGUGGCUCGGGAGAUGCAUCAUCGAUUACACCAACAUAAAUUGUGUCGGUGAAUUUGAGGGGCAUCAGUACCACCAUUAUGAGUUGGGGAAAAACUCUGAUCCAAGCAAAGAGCAGAGUGAACAUUUCAAGACGGCUCUGACCGUGCACCCAGUCUCUGACCCCGAACAGAUGUAUCGGCUGCACAGAUUCUUCACCGAGAUUGAACUCCAGAAGACGUACGAUGAGAUCGCUAAGCUGCAGAAAGAAAUAAAGAACGUCAGUGUGGUUGCUUUUGAGGGCAACCGAAGUGCCCAUUGGCCGGUGGGGAUCAAUCCGCCUUUUGAGCCCAAAUCCCGGUUUGAAGUUCUAAAGUGGGAGUACUUCACAGAGGAAGAGAUCUAUUCAUGCAUUGACGGCUCCCCCAAGUGUGAGCUGCAGGGCGUUGACCGCAUGGACGUGGCCGAUGUCAUUGACACGGCCAUCCUCGAGCUGAACAAGAAGUACAAGCCUGUUUUACACUUGAAGAAGCAGCAUCUAAUUAAUGGUUACAGGCGCUUUGACCCCAUCAGAGGCAUGGAGUACACUCUGGACCUUCAGCUUGAGGUCGUUAACCAGAAAGGUCACAGUCGUUCCAUCAGCAAGAGGGUUCACCUGGUGCGACCUUUAAGCCAAAUAGAGAUAAUUCCCAUGCCCUAUGUCACUGAAGCCACAAGGGUUCACAUCAUUAUACCUCUGACUCUGCAGGACCGGGGCCAUGUCGACCAUUUGCUUGAAGUCUUUGCCUCAAACGCCUUUGAGACGAGUGAAAACGCCAUCCUGACGUUCUUGUUCAUUUAUGACCCCGUGGAGGCGCAGCAGGUCAAUCAGAACGACAUAUUUGCCAGUGUGAAGACUCAGAUUAACACUUAUGAACGCAAAUACCCCACAGUGAAAAUCCCUUGGAUAAGUGUCAAGACGGAAACACCCUCCCAGAUUAAGUUCAUGGACAUAAUCUCGAAGAAGCACCCAGUUGACACACUGUUUUUCUUGGCCAGCGUCACCACAACUGUCAAUACUGAAUUCCUGAACCGCUGCCGCAUGAAUUCCAUCAACAACUGGCAGGUGUUCUUUCCCAUUCAUUUCCAGGACUACAAUCCCGACGUGGCCUAUCACAACCAGCAGCAUCCGGCCACCGUGGACCUGGUCAAAGACGCAGGCCACUUUGACCGCAAGUCGUUUGACGAGUCGUGCUUCUACAACUCGGACUACAUGGCGACACGCACGCGGAUGGCGGCCGACGUUCAAGAGAACGAGGAGAUCCUGGAGACGAUAGACAUCUACGACAUGUUCGUAAAGUACUCGGGUCUGCACGUGUUCAGGGCCGUGGAGCCGGCGUUGCAUCAGCAGUACCGCUACCAAGCCUGCAAUCCGCGCCUCAGCGAAGACGUCUACCACAGGUGUGUUCAGAGUAACUUGGAAGGUCUGGGUUCGCGCUCCCAGCUCGCGAUGCUGCUGUUUGAACAAGAGCAAGGAAACAGCACUUGAACGCACCACAGAAAAUGUCUGUCCAGCACUUGAUUUCAAACGGAUGUGAACAGCUAGAAUGUUUGCGGUGCGGUAAACACAGCUUAUGUUUGAAGAUGUGGUUACACGUCGUGCGUGAUCAAGGGUUAUUUGGUUUGUUCAUCGUGCAGUUACAUUCAUAAAGAAACUUUUUUUUUUGUAUAAGUGUUUACAUUACUCAUCCUUACAGAUGAGUACCAAGUACCAAAAAACUUUUGCUUGAGUUGUGUGGGGGCGAUUUUGGACCACUGGAGGGCAGAAACCCAAAGCAGCAGAGACUUGAGGUACGAAAAGCUUCCCCCAAUUCUGCGUAAGGUGUUACACGAGCGGCUGGUGUUGCCUUCAUCUCAAAGUGUUCAGUGAAAUUCCAAUAAUCACAGUAGGGAUUUUAUUCUUGGCGUGUUCCACCAACUCCUCGAUUAAAUACCUCGCUCAGUACGACUUUGCAGACAAUAGGCUCGGUGGAACCAGUGUGCUUAGAACUGCCGCAUGAGAU